CUAGCUCCAGGCCCAGGUGAGGUCGCACACACGGGACCAGCCGGCGGCGCAGCCAAGCCAGUCAGUGGAGCGGCGGCAGCGGCGGCGCGAGCUCUGUCUCCGGGGAGAAACCGAGGGGCGACGUCAGCGAGUGAGCAGCGGCCACUCCGUGCGUUGCGCGGUGGGGAGGCAACUCCGUGAGCUCGUCUUCGUGCGGCCGCCGGCGGUUUGCCCCUCAGCUCGCCGCAAACUCUAUUUCCGGGGAGAGGCGACGCCGGCGACACCGGAGGUCGAUUUUCGACAGGCCAUGUCGGCCUUCACCGGCGUGUCCAUCGCCGACGGCUACAAGCGGUGCGGCUGCGAGACGCUGGCCGUGGACGCGCGCGGGGACAGCGGCUACCACCUGCUCAUGGUCAACGGCUACUCGCGCACCAAGGAGCUCAUUCCCACCGGCCAGAGCAUCACCGCCAACUCUUUCAAUGUGGGAGGCCAUGACUGGUUGAUCGAGUACUACCCCAACGGCGAGAACCCGGGCUGCGCCGACUACAUUUCGUUCUUUCUCAACCUUCUCUACGACACCGAUGACGACAACCAUGAAGUGCCCGUGGAGGUCAGGUUCAGUUUCAGCCUGGUUGACCAGGUGGAGAAGCAGAUGCCGACGUACAUUCGUGCGACCGGUGAAACCCGCAGCUUCUCCAGCACCACUUCAAUCUGGGGCAGCGACAGGUUUAUCAGAAGAGACGCCCUUGAACACUCAGCAGAUCUCAAGUGCGAUUGUCUCACCAUCCGCUGCGACGUCGUGGUCGUCAGCAACAGCAGGCUUGAUGAUGAUGAUGAUGCUGGUGGCCGUGGCCAUGGUGGCACCAAAGCAGCGCUCCUGCUGCCGGACAUACACCAGCAUUUCAAGAGCCUCCUUCAAAACAAGGUGGGCGCCGAUGUGGCAUUCCAGGUCGGCGGCGAGACCUUCCCCGCACACCGGUGUGUGCUUGCUGCCCGGUCCACGGUGUUCAUGGCACAACUCUUUGGCCCCAUGAAGGAGGCCUCCAACAGUAACAGUGUCAUACAGAUCAAAGACAUGGAACCAAAGGUGUUCACCGCUCUGCUUAGCUUCGUCUACACCGACUCCUUCCCUGACAUGUACGAGGACAAGAUUAAGUUGAGUGAACUGUGCAAAGAUACGAGACAAGGACAAGAAGAUGAGAUGUCGGAAGCUGUGGGCCAAGGUCAAGAUGGGGAAGCGGCAGAGGAUGAAGUGGAGUUGCUGCAAUGGCUGCAAGGCUUGUUUGUGGCGGCAGACCGGUAUGAUCUCCAGCGGCUCAAGUUCAUCUGUGUAAAGCAGCUGUCUCAGCGCAUAGGUGUGAGCUCUGUGGCAUCCACUCUUGCUCUAGCCGAGCAGCACCACUGUCGCGGGUUGAAAGAGGCGUGCUUGAAGUUUAUCCAAGUCCAAUCUCCCUCGCGUCUGCAGAGACUAAUGGCAAGUAAUGGCUGGGGGCAUAUUGUCACGACCUAUCCCUCUGUUUUGAACGAGCUCAUCGCCAUGCUUGCUUCGAACCAGAGGAAGUAACACUCUGGAUACGGGAAGAAGAGCAGUGUUGCAUUCACUAUGUUUCUUUCAACGGAAGCACUAUGUUUAUGUCGCAGAAGACUAACCAAGGUAUGUAUGCUCCGGCUCCUGCAGAAGAGAAGAAAAGAGAAGAAUACUUGGGAUUGCUUGGCCGGAAUGUUAUACCAUGGACGAUCUUUAUCUAGUUACGGUGCUGUGAUGUAUAGUAAAAACUGGCUCCCUGUGCUGCUUUGAUGCUGUAAUGUCGUAAAAUGCUUCUUCUUCCUAUGGUGUGCAAUUAAAAGGCUAGCUAGCGGUUUCUGUCAGAAACUCCUGGGCAAUGCGUAUGUAUUUUCCUUCCAAUGUUUGCUGGGUAUCAGAAUGUCAGUUUGCAGUGGAGGUGCUUAAUUUUAUCUUUGAACUGACAUUUGUUACCAAUGUUGACACCCUGCUGCUGCAGAUUGCACUUGGCCAUCACAUCACAUCACAGGAUCUCAUCUGACCAUCCAUCCAAACUGAUGGCCAACAGAUUCAUUCCUGGAGCUGCCUGUUUAUGUGCUACUUACAAUCAUGUAAAUUCUAUCGUUUCAGGGAAUGAUAAAUUCAAUUAUUUUCAUUUACCUAUUUUUUUAUUGGAUACCUGGAAACCAUUAUUUUCUCUGAAUUCGAUAAAUAUACAUACUGUAAUGUUUCUUUCC
Molecule: messenger RNA, 2220 nt
Organism: Triticum urartu
Lineage: Eukaryota; Viridiplantae; Streptophyta; Magnoliopsida; Poales; Poaceae
Product: BTB/POZ and MATH domain-containing protein 3
Biological process (GO): protein ubiquitination
Molecular function (GO): protein binding
Source: RefSeq, a predicted model, not a curated record